UGAGGCCCAGGGAGGGCACCGGCCAGCCAUGGCCGUGGCAGAGACUGCUUUACCCUCCAUCAACUCGCUCACUGCCCUGAACACUCAGGAAGACUUCCUUAAGCGGUGGUGCGCCAACGAAUCACAGGACAUGGGCCCGGGACCCCCGGACCUCUCAGAGCCUGGCCUUCAAGUGAGCCUGAAACCCGAGUACCCUCCGGCGAGGGACGAGGACGCCACCGCCCAGAAGGAUGCCACCUGCUUCUGGGUCCCCGACCUUUUUCUCACCAACUUCCCCGGCGGCCCCGAGCCACCUGGUGCGCCCUGGAGCUGUGUCCUGGCACCGGGCGAGGGCCCAGGGACACCAUACCCACCGCAGCCCGAGACUGUGAACACCUACGCGGGAAGCCCGGGGUUGAUGGCUGGGCUUCUGGGUCCCGAGGGGCACGCGGGCUGGGCGCAGCACCCUCCCCCGCGCGCCCCAGCCCCGGAGCCCUUCGUGGCCCCGGCCCCGACCCUGACCCAGGUACCCGAGCCCAAGGUGAUGUCGCUACAGCAGGUGUACUCCGAGUCGGGAGCGGGCUCCACGGCCAGCUACUUCCCGCGGACCGGGCUUUCGGUGCCCGCGGAGCCUGGCGCUCCCUACGGCUUGCUGCCCGGGUACCCCGAGCUGUACCCGCCCGCGCAGUACCAAGGGCACUUCCAGCUCUUCCGCGGGCACGCGGCGCCUUCUCCCAGACCUGCCCCGUCCUUUCUGAAUUGCCUGGGACCGGGUACGGUGGGCGCGGGACUCAGGGGGACCGCUGGAGACCCGGGACUGAUUCCCGAGGAUGCUCCAUCCAAGCGCGGCCGGCGCGUGCUGGCGCGCAAGAAGCAGGCGGUGCACCGGUGCACGCACGAGGGCUGCGGCAAGAGCUACACCAAGAGCUCGCACCUGAAGGCUCAUCUGCGCACGCACACCGGAGAGAAGCCGUAUGCCUGCUCGUGGGAAGGCUGCGACUGGAGGUUCGCUCGCUCUGACGAGCUGACGCGCCACUACCGGAAGCACACAGGGCAUCGUCCCUUCCCCUGCAGACUCUGUCCACGCGCUUUCUCUCGCUCCGAUCAUCUGGCCUUGCACAUGAAGCGCCACCUUUGA
Molecule: messenger RNA, 1117 nt
Organism: Jaculus jaculus (lesser Egyptian jerboa)
Lineage: Eukaryota; Metazoa; Chordata; Mammalia; Rodentia; Dipodidae
Gene: Klf1
Product: Kruppel like factor 1
Exons: 3
Coding region: 29-1117 (362 amino acids)
Biological process (GO): regulation of transcription by RNA polymerase II
Molecular function (GO): RNA polymerase II cis-regulatory region sequence-specific DNA binding; DNA-binding transcription factor activity, RNA polymerase II-specific
Source: RefSeq, a predicted model, not a curated record